Messenger RNA from Lycium barbarum (goji berry), 634 nucleotides. Its product is annotated as agglutinin-like. The coding region runs from base 1 to 627 and encodes 208 amino acids. NCBI's taxonomy places the organism in Eukaryota, Viridiplantae, Streptophyta, Magnoliopsida, Solanales, Solanaceae. The transcript is spliced from 4 exons. The record is from RefSeq and is a predicted model, not a curated record.
AUGUUGGCUAGUUACGCAUCAGUUGGGACCGAGGCGGGUGGUUACCCGUUUUCACUCGUGUUGAAAGACGGUAGGGCAAUUGUGGGAUUCCACGGGCGUUCUGGAGCCUACCUUGAUGCCAUUGGCGUUUAUUUGCAACAUGCUGCUCCACUCCCUCAAGCCGAACAAAUUAAACCAUUAAAACAACCUAAAGUUGAAGUAAUUAAUGACGAAUUCCCCAAUCUAUAUCAGGAAUUCAAAUUGAAUAUGAAAAGAAAAACAAAACGUCAGUUUGGUCACAACUUCAUGGUGGUUUUGGCUUUGGAGAUGGGAAUGACAAUGGUAUUAGAAAGGACGCAAGAAAUGAUUUGUUCAUUAUUUUAUGGAUUUGAUAUGCAGAUAAAGAUUGAUGGUGAAAAUGAGCUCUUGAUUGGAAUUGAAGGAUUUUAUAGUCCAGUGAACGACAAUGGGGGCCUAAAUGCAAUAAGACAAAUUGCAUUUUAUACAAAUAAAGGAAAACAUGGACCUUAUGGAACUGAAAUUCGAACUUAUUUUAGCUCUUCAACUGCUAGAGGAAAAAUUGUUGGUUUUCAUGGGAGAAGUGGUGUUUUCUUGAGUGCUAUUGGUGUGCAUGUGGAGUAUUUCUAAAAGUAAG